Messenger RNA from Helicoverpa armigera (cotton bollworm), 442 nucleotides. Its product is annotated as anionic antimicrobial peptide 2. The coding region runs from base 115 to 378 and encodes 87 amino acids. The transcript has 3 exons. The record is from RefSeq and is a predicted model, not a curated record. NCBI's taxonomy places the organism in Eukaryota, Metazoa, Arthropoda, Insecta, Lepidoptera, Noctuidae.
UCAUUACAGUGAGUUCAUACAUCACUGGAACAUCAAGAUAUAGAACAUUGCUGGAUUGAUCGCAGUUUGAAAGCUACUGUUGGUUUGUGAAGUUGUUUCAACAAAUCUUUCAAUAUGAAUAAGACUUUGAUUGUUCUUGUGGCUGUGUGCCUUGUUAGUGCACAUGCAUUCGUGAAACGCGAUGCGCCGGCGGCGGCCCCCGCAGACGCCAACUACUUGGAAAACAUUCAGAAGAAAUUUCAAGACUUUACAAAGGACUUCAACAGUCAAAUAACCAACACAUUCAACCCAGAAGCCAUGAAGAAACAACUGAAUAGUAUAGCCGAAUCUGUUAAUAAAGCUAUGAGCGAGAUGAAAGGACAACCUGCGGCUGCCUGAGCAAGAACACAAAAAAGAUUACUUUUACCAACUUUACUGUAGAAUGAAAUAAAUUAUUUAUACA